GUUAGCUUGACGUCGGCUAGCUCGACUCAAACCUCCGAAUGGACCCGUCGGGAGGAAAAACCCGUUAGUUCUUUUUUUUGUGUGUGGAGGAGAGAGAGAGAAAAAAAGAAAAACUCGCGACCGUCCGUCCGUCCAUGACUCGUCCCGCGAACACCGACACGCCGACAAAGUGACUGGCAGCGAUGUCGAGGGAGAACACCACCCGGAGUCUGGACAGCAUCGACCUCGCAGCUUUGCGGGAUCCAGCAGGUAUCUUCGAGCUGGUGGAAGUGGUUGGCAAUGGAACCUACGGUCAAGUGUACAAGGGUCGUCACGUCAAGACAGGCCAGCUGGCAGCUAUCAAAGUCAUGGAGGUCACAGAGGAGGAAGAAGAGGAGAUAAAGCUGGAAAUCAACAUGUUGAAGAGUUACUCCCACCACAGAAACAUCGCUACUUAUUAUGGAGCUUUCAUCAAGAAAGGUCCUGCUGGACAGGACCACCAGCUCUGGUUGGUGAUGGAGUACUGUGGAGCCGGCUCAGUAACAGACUUGGUGAAGAAGACCAAGGGAAACUGCCUGAAGGAGGACUGGAUAGCUUACAUCUGCAGAGAGGUGCUCAGGGGUCUUUCCCAUCUUCACUCCCAUCAUGUGAUCCACAGAGACAUUAAGGGACAAAAUGUUUUGCUCACAGAGAACGCUGAAGUCAAAUUGGUUGACUUUGGAGUGUCGGCUCAGCUGGACAAGACCAUCGGUCGGAGGAACACCUUCAUCGGUACUCCCUACUGGAUGGCCCCAGAGGUCAUCGCUUGUGAUGAGAACCCCGAUGCCACAUAUGACUACAGGAGCGACCUCUGGUCUUUAGGCAUCACCGCUUUAGAGAUGGCCGAAGGAGCCCCUCCUUUGUGUGACAUGCAUCCAAUGAGAGCGCUGUUUUUAAUUCCACGAAACGCUCCACCCAAACUGAAAUCAAAGAAAUGGUCAAAGCGCUUCCUGUCAUUCGUUGAUAACUGUCUGGUCAAGAACCAUCUGCAUCGACCCGCAACCGACGCCCUGCUGAGACAUGCCUUCAUCAGAGACCUGGCCAAUGAGAGACAAGUUCGCAUCAUGCUCAAAGAUCACCUGGACAGAACCAGGAAGAAGAGAGAGAAAGAGGGUCCAGAGUAUGAGUACAGUGGCAGUGAAGAAGAGGACGACGAGGUAACAGAGGAGGAAGGAGAACCCAGCUCCAUAGUGAAUGUUCCUGGUGAGUGGACGUUGAGACGGGAGUUUCUCCGUUUGCAGACGGAAGACCGCGAAGGAGGCAGAGAGGGCGGCCACGAGGGAAGUGCUGGUCAACAAAGACAACAGGCGUUACAGCAGCACAGGCAGCAGCUGGCGGAGCAGGAACGAUACAAGCUGCAGUUAGUGGCAGACAGACAGAAAAGGAUCCAACAGCAACAUGAGCAACGGCAAAAGUUAGAGGAUCAGAGGCAGCAGCUGACGGACUGCGCCUUCCAGUGGGCGGAGCUUCAGGAAAUCUUGCUCGGGGAGGAGUCUGAUCUCCAUGACAAUAGGAUCUUACUGGAUGAGAGGAACAGGAGGAGCGACAGGAGGCCGGAGCAGGCGAGCAGAAAGGGCAGUGCCGACGUGUCAGUAAGGCCUCUGGACUUCACAGCAGAGCAGAGAGCCGCGGCUCCGAACCAGCUGCUUCAGAGUAAGUCCCAGCAUCAGCUUGAGCCGCCGUCCAAGCCCCCAGCCCUGGCCCAGCAUCAGCAUCAGCAUCAGCAUCAGCAUCAGCAUCAGCAUCAGUAUCAGCAUCAGCAGCCCUCGGCGGCCAGGCGUUCACACCGCACCCUGCCCAAGGACCAGACCCAGCUCCUGUCGCUGCAGCACGACCACAGACACAGGGAGCGGGAGAGGGAGAGAGAGAGGCAGAGGCAGAGGGAAAAGCCUGUGGCGGCUGUCCAGAAACUAACAGCUAAAAGUGGGAGCACAGCUGUCGCUGCCGCUGCUGCCACUGCUGCUGCCGCUGCUUCCUCCUCGCCCAGCCACCCUGCAAACAGCCAGCGCUCAGCGAUGGACUUCCAGGAUUCAAACUUGGCCAGGCUGCUUCUGGCGGCUGGUCUUCCCAGCCAGAUGCACUCGAGGCUGGGCUCUGGGAGCAGCUCUAGUCCCUGUACCCCCGCCAUGCAGAGAGCUCACCUCAGCCAGAAUGCCAAUCUGCGCUCCAGUCGAGACGCCCCUCACAGCAGCUCCAUGUCAGACAUGGCCCUUUCCCCGCUGUCGCCAUUUUCCCCCAUGUCCUUCACUGAUGACGUCUUCUGGGACUCGGGUGACGCUCCACCGAAAGUCCCAGAACGCACUACCUCCAAGUUUUACUGUAGAGAGCUGGUGAUGGGACACAAGAGGGCCGCUUCAAGUGGCGGUCCAGUGUCUGCAGCAGAUAAAAGUGGACGCCCUGUGCCUCACGGAGUCUCCCCCACCAGCUGCAACCACCCAGGUUACUUCAAGCUCGAGAGCCCUCUUCUUCAUCACCGUCUACAGCAGCACAGGAACACGCAAGAAAACAUUAACAGCGGGUACACACAGGGUGUAAAGUCUGCUCUCGGCCGCCUCAACAAGGCCACAGAGUAUUCUUCUUCCAGCGACGAGGUCGGCAGCAGCGACGACGAGGAGAGGAGCAGGUCUGGUCUGUCCAAUGGAAAAGGGAAAUACUUCAGAAGAAUACCUGAUGGUAUAGUCCUGCAGCCUCACCACAAUCUCCACCAGACUUCUCGGGUGGGUUCAGACGAUGCCUACAUGCUGCCAGACCUCCUGCAGAAGACCUCGCCCUCCAGUCCUCAGCACAACGCACUGGUCCAACAGCAGCAAGCACGAGAACUCAGCUACUCCCAGUCGCCCACUGCCCCCCGAUGCCCCACACAUCAGGAACUGAAUUCAAAUAUGGUUGUCAGCAGUCCCACUGGCAAAAACACCUCCUCAUCUUCCUCCUUCCUGUCCUUCAUUGAUCCCAGACUGAUCCCCAUGUCGUCGCCACCACAGAGCCCAACAGGUGGAAAGGGCGAGCCGAUAAUCAAGAGGGAGAACCACAGGAAGGGCUCUGUGGUUAACGUGAACCCAACCAACAUCCGACCACAGAGCGACAGUCCCGAGAUCCGCAAGUACAAGAAGAAGUUCAACACCGAGGUUCUCUGUGCAGGACUGUGGGGUGUGAAUCUGUUGGUGGGGACGGAGAACGGUCUGUGGCUGCUGGACCGAAGUGGUCAAGGGAAAGUCUACUCUCUCAUCAGCAGACGGAGGUUUCAGCAGAUGGACGUGCUGGAGGGGCUCAAUGUGCUCAUCACUAUAUCAGGUAAAAAGAACAAGCUCCGUCUGUACUACCUGUCCUGGUUAAGGAAUAAAAUCCUCCACAAUGACCCUGAGGUGGAGAAGAGACAGGGCUGGACCUCAGUAGGUGACCUGGAGGGCUGUGUCCACUAUAAAGUGGUGCGUUACGAGAAGAUAAAGUUCCUGGUGAUCGCUUUGAAGAACGCCGUGGAAGUGUACGCCUGGGCCCCCAAACCCUAUCACAAAUUCAUGGCCUUCAAGUCGUUCAGGUCUCUGCCUCAAAGACCGCUGUCUGUUGACCUGACAGUGGAGGAGGGUCAAAGGUUAAAGGUCAUUUACGGCUCCCUGUCCGGUUUCCACGCCAUUGAUGUCGACUCUGGGACACCGUACGACCUCUACCUGCCUACACACAUCCAGGGUUCCAUCCGUCCACAUGCCAUCAUCAUUUUGCCAAACAGCGCCGGAACAGAGGUUCUGGUUUGCUACGAAGACGAGGGCGUCUACAUCGACACUUACGGCCGCAUCACCAAGGAUACGGUGCUGCAGUGGGGGGAGAUGCCUGCGUCAGUCGCCUACCUCCAGUCUAACCAGGUGAUGGGUUGGGGAGAAAAGGCCAUUGAACUGAGGUCUGCCAACACAGGAAACCUCGAGGGAGUGUUCAUGCACAAAAAGGCCCAAAAGCUCAAGUUCCUUUGCGAGAGGAACGACAAGGUGUUUUUCGCCUCGGUGCAGUCGGGAGGCAGCAGUCAGAUUUACUUCAUGACGCUGGGACAGAACUCGCUGUUCAGCUGGUAAUGACUGGAUCUGUGAACAUCUGGGGUCAACUGGUGAUGUCUGCCUUCUUUGUUCUGGAGUGUACCUGAUGCCUUUUUAUAUCUGUGCAGACCGAUGUUGAUUUCCAUGGGCAGAUGACGCCGUGGAAGGAUCAACUAAAUUCUCCCGGAUCCAUUGCGCUCGUCUAGUUUUCCGUGUACGGAUCCACGGUUGAGUCGAUCGCGACGCCGGCCGCGAAUAUGCUUGAAUCCAUCAUUCUGUCCUUGAUUUCUGAAGUCUGGACCUCAGUGCCACCUCACCUGUCCAUGAGAGUUCAACUGUGUUUAAUGUGUAGUGAACAUUUUCACAUGCCUGAUCUCAAUAGUCACUUUGAGGCGUCUUUCCCGGACUGCAAAUCAUCACUUCACCAUGUGGGUCCUGUUUUAUCGAAAUCCCCCCGGAGGCAAAACUGAUGGAUCAGUUCAGUUCCUGUAAGUGUGGUGAUCCCUCAUGAACACCAGAUCCUGGUUCAACAUCUGGCCACAGGAUUCCUCAGCGCUGGGAACCACGGGAGUCUUUUCAGUUCAUUCCACAUUCAGCUCAUCGCUCCUGGAUCACUUAACUUUAUUUGUCUUUUUCUGAAGGGCUCCAUUGUAACAGUUACGCAGGCUAUUAUGUGUAUAUCAUUUAUUCACUCACAUUUGCUUGUCCGGCUGUGGCAAAUGACCCAACUGCUUCCCUUUCAUCAAAACAAGAAGAGUUAUCUGUCUUCAUGCGAGCGGCCACUGUGUGAAAAGUAAUGAGCGAAAACUAGAACAGAAGCAGUUCAUGAACCUCAUUCCUUCUUCGGACAUUUCAAAGUUCGCGUCGGGGGGCGAAAUGUGGACUAAGUAAGACGGUAACUAUAUGCAAGUCCACAUUUUGUUUCUAUGGCUUGAAAGAAGGGUUGUAUUCUUUUCUUUUUUUUUUUGUCCAAGGUGACAUAUCAUUAUAGACCUCAGCUGUAAUUAUACUGACCAUCCAAACCUUAUAAUGAGGCCAAAAUCAGCAUUAAGAUGUACAACAUCAAGCCGAUUUAUCAGGUCAUUCUGUUCCUAAUUAAUGAGUCCAACUCUGUCACUGCUCAUUCGCCUGGAAUCAUUUGCUAAAUUUGGUCAGAAAGUUACUUUUUUCAGGUCCCAGUUUGAGCUUUCACUCUGUCACAGAUCUGCACUCUUUCAUUUUACACCUAUUAUGAUACAAUAAGGACCUGGAGAGCCUUUUUACUGUACUGUAGGAGCCACAAUUCAGAUGUACAGCACAAAAGGUAUAGCUACAAAACAACUCCACUUUAACAGGCAGGGAAAAAGCUUUUUUGUUUUCUUGCAUCUAUUUGUAAAGCUUAGGAUGUAUAUAAUCCUGUAACAAGCACUGUUUUUUCUAAAUAUUGUAUAAUUGACAAGACAUCUUAUAUGUACAGAAUAUGUACAGAAUUAUAGGCUUAUGAAUGUGAAAUUCCAUCCCAAAACAGAGUGUGGACACGAUCCACACUUCCACGAUCUUGGAACAAUAGUGGAUAUGGACAUGAUCCUAUGAAGUGUUCAAGAUCAAAUAAUAUCAUGUGAAUUCUGUUUUGCGGUUGAUUUUCUCCUAACAUGUAUGAGUCUGGCUCUUUGCACAAUGGCCUCCUUUGUUCAUGUUUUCUGUAAUAUAUCAUACUUUGAAAUGAUUUUUAGGUUUUAAUGUGGGGGAAACGUUUAAAGCCAUUCUGCGGUCCAGUCAGUAUUCAGGAGAUUACUGCGAGGCCUCAGAUCUGUUUUUUACUCUGCCCAACAUAGGACGCACUCUUGUUUUUUAGAUGAGUAACCUUGAGAAAUUAUUAUUUUUGUUGUUGACCGUGGGCCUGAAGUGUUGCAAUUAGCUGGGCUGAAACAGCAAUGAAGCCCUACUGUAUAAUAUGUAUGUUUUCUUUGUAUGUUUUAUGAUUUACGCAGUGAGAGUCAAAGCAAGAAACCAAAGAUCGAUUCUUUGAAAUAUUGGAAAGACUACUUAAAAAUUAACAACUCGACUAUUAGAUUUGACAUUUGGAAAGAUAUGAUGUUGACAUAAUCCAUUGGGGUGUAUUAUAUAUAAUAUACAAAAUACUCCAACCAACACAUCAGCCUGCAAAGACCCCCAGGACUGAUGCGUCUUGCUAAUUCUAAACAAAUAUAUGCAAGAUUAAUGUCGCAAGCAUUCUUAUAUUUCAUAGCCGAGUUCUAUAUUUUAGACAGUGUUAGGUUUGGUGAAAGUGAAGAAAUAAUUGUUUUGUACCUCCAAAUGUGAAUUUUUGCAAUUUCGUUCAUUUCUGAUUCAUUUUCUUUAUACCAGUCUCUUUUUUUUUCUUCCCUUCAUCGGAUUUAGCCCAAACAGCUAACUUAGUAAUUCAUUUUUCUCUAUAUUGUAUUUACUCUUGAGUUUUUGUGACUAUCAAAAAAUUGCGCCCAAUGUUUUAUAUGCAGUGAUAGUUUGAGUUUUACUUUUGUCAUGUCGGAGCAGCUGGUUCUGUGCGAAUACCUUGAACUGGAAAAUGAACUUUCUGACUUUGCCGAGACACCUGGGCUUAAUAUUUCAGAGCUAUGUGAGCUAACUAGAUUGAAAUGAUGUACAGAUAAAAGAUGGCUAAGGUAACAGUGAAUCUUGCAACGAUCUAACUAUUUUUCCCAUAUUUUGGCUCAAAUUGGUUGACAUAAAUUCAACCCUUCAUCCUGCAACUCCUACAAAUGCAUGUUAUUACUACCUGCAGUUGACAACAACUGCAAAAUGAGCUCUCAGCACCUCAAAUACAUUUGGAGUGAAUACAUGAGGGUUGACUUUUUUUUUUUCUUUUGUAAAUCUUUAUUGACAUUAAUGCACAACAGGUUUACUGCACAUGAUAAUUAUCUUUGUGGGACUGGACGUGUAACGUUCAUAUUCAGGAACUGUGCUAGUUUAUGGUCAGAUUUGAACUUGAGCAAGACCCCCGGCCAUGUGGGUCCACAGGGGACGAAAGACUAGACCAAGACAAGUCUUGUCCAAUGUAUUUGCCGGACUUCUCUUUUCAACACACUUGAAAGCCACCAACUGUACACAUAUAGGUCCAUUACAUUUGAUUAUUAUUAAUUUAUGCGAAUGUUAAUUACAAUUUGGUUUAAAAAAUCAAUUUAAAGCAAUAAUGUAUGGAAUUAUCUUUACAAUGAUUUUAACAUUUCAAUUGAGUCUCGAUGUAACAAUUAACAGGUUACCACCCUCAUACUGUUGAGUUUGAGUUCGGGUUAUGCAGAUAACUGGAUUUUCUCUGUACUGGUCCACAUAAAACUGCCAUUUUAAGCUGAAAAACUUUUUCAAUGAUCAGAAUUAUUUCUUUAAAUCUGUACUUCUUCAUUCUGCUCUUAGAAGCAACACGGAAAUCUGCUGUCACACCCCAAUGCUGUGUGUUGAUCAGAGCAAAUUCUCCUGAGUUGAGAUGCAGACUUCUCUGUCUUCUGCACUUUCUUCUUCAUGUGCUGAAUAUUUGACUGUAGCUCAUUCACCUGAGAGAGAGAGAGAGAGAGAGAGAGAGAUCAGUGCACUUCCUCCUACACCUUCCGCCGGUUAAGCCGGUGAUGGAUGCAGUUUCAGGCUCUCUGUGACUCACUUCUCCGACUCUCCCACCAACUUUCUUUUCCCUCACUUUGUCAACACGUCUCUCCUUUCCGCCGACACUCAUCACCUCGGCAAGAAUAUGUAACUUGGCAGUUAUAGGACACGCUAAAGAGGGUAGAAAAGAGUCCAGUACGGCUUGCUAACAUUAGGCACCAUAAACUGCUGGGGGCAUAUUUCCGAUCGCUUAUCGAUUAAACGUGUUCUUUGUGAGAGUGGGAACGUGUGGUUCCUUCUUUCAGAAGUUACACAGUUACGCUUCGAGCGCCGCAACAGUUAUGUUCCAGCGCUGUGUACGAGCAAUGGUCUGGAUGCAGGAAGUGUGUUUGCGUGGGACGGUGUGAUGUCGAUUGUGAGCAGGUGUCUAGUCUGCAAGGAAAGAGAGGGAAAGAGUCAGAGGAGGUGGUGGCUGGAGUCAGGCGUCGCCUAGUAGAAGGAUCUUGGAUGUUGCUUAAAAAAACAAAACAAAUCCCUUUAAAAAACUUUAAAGAGGCUUUGAGCUAAAGGAGAGAAAUUGAAAAAUAUGUAUAUUGAAUGAGCUGCCAGACCUGGUGAUGGAGCACCGGGCUGCGACAGGCGGAUUGAGAAUGUGGAGAUAACGAUGGUUGAGAUGAAGAGAGGGAGGAAGAGGAUGUUGAAAGCAGCGACAGUGAUCGGGAUGAAUGACUUGCCCGUUGGCCGGAGGAAUCUCCCUGCUUGAUGACAUUUUCCUGAAGUUCAGAUUAGCCAAUAAUUUACAACUACUGUCAAUAUUUUUUUUAUUUUUUUUUUCAGUGUGGACACACGGGACAAUUGUGUUGAAGAUUCACAGGAGAAGUUGAGAUUAUGAAAGACCAAAUGUUUUAUAUUAUAUAUUCAAGAAUAUAUAGAGAAUCUAUAUUUGCCUUUGUUUCCAAGUCUGUCGCGCCACAAGGAUGAUUGUUACUUUUAUUUUUUUUUUUUGCACUGGACCUACAGUAUGUUUGAAGCGUCCUUUACUGUACCCCUCCCACUUUGAGACCAUGUAACGGUGCAGGCGACAGUGAGACAGCAAUAAAAAAUGUUGAAUUGA
This is a messenger RNA of Scophthalmus maximus (turbot), 8727 nucleotides long. RefSeq names its product misshapen-like kinase 1. The transcript has 33 exons. The record is from RefSeq and is a predicted model, not a curated record. Gene Ontology annotation, biological process: protein phosphorylation. Gene Ontology annotation, molecular function: protein kinase activity; ATP binding. NCBI's taxonomy places the organism in Eukaryota, Metazoa, Chordata, Actinopteri, Pleuronectiformes, Scophthalmidae. The coding region runs from base 183 to 4079 and encodes 1298 amino acids.